AUGCUUGAUUUCCAAGAUAGCAGUCUUAUUGCUAUUGCUAAUUCAUGCAAAAACCUACAAAAACUAGAUAUAGGUUUAUGCUUUUAUAUUACUGAAGAAGCUCUCAUGUCUUUAACGAGCUUGGAAAUACUAGAAGAACUAAAUGUCAGUAAUAUUGAUGGUGUUACAGACGAUUUUAUCAGUAAAUUCAAAGGAUUAAAGAAACUUUGGUGUGAAUAUUGUAAAAACAUCACUGAUGCUGGUAUCAUCGAAUGUAUAAAAAAUUGUCCAAAUCUUGAUACUCUUUGUCUUUUCGGCUGUAACAUUACAAUUAGCACGCUUACUGGUGCUGAUGAAAUAACCAAAAAUCGUAUAAAUAAUAUUGCUUUGUGUCUAUACUUUGAAGACUUUGCAGAAGCUUUAACGUUCAAAAUUGAAUCUAACUGGUUAUUCAUGUGUCCCGAAGUUAGAGAAAAUAUCAAAUGA
Aphidius gifuensis is the source of this 465-nucleotide messenger RNA. Its product is annotated as F-box/LRR-repeat protein 2-like. The record is from RefSeq and is a predicted model, not a curated record. Gene Ontology annotation, biological process: SCF-dependent proteasomal ubiquitin-dependent protein catabolic process. The coding region runs from base 1 to 465 and encodes 154 amino acids. Lineage: Eukaryota; Metazoa; Arthropoda; Insecta; Hymenoptera; Braconidae. Gene Ontology annotation, cellular component: SCF ubiquitin ligase complex. The transcript has a single exon.